Molecule: messenger RNA, 1503 nt
Organism: Mercurialis annua (annual mercury)
Lineage: Eukaryota; Viridiplantae; Streptophyta; Magnoliopsida; Malpighiales; Euphorbiaceae
Product: putative hydrolase C777.06c
Exons: 11
Coding region: 183-1184 (333 amino acids)
Source: RefSeq, a predicted model, not a curated record
AGUACCAUCGAUUAACAAACCGCCACGUGCAGGGACGGAACAAUCAAUCAGAACGUCCGUCUCCGUCACCAGCCGCUAAAAAACCGUUAAUUUUCGCGGGUUUUCCAUGUAAAACAAUGUCCGUACCAUCGUAAACUCGAAUAUUCCUGUUUCUCUCACGUUUCCCCUCUCUCUGACUCUCCAUGGGCUCUCAUACUCUCCUAAACGACGUCGUUGAGAACGGCAACAUCAUGGCCAAUCAUCACGAAUCCGAUGACAGAUCCGCCGUCAUUUUUCUCGGCACCGGAUGCUCCAGCGCCGUUCCCAACGCAAUGUGCUUGAUCCAGCCGUCCGAUCCGCAUUGUCACGUUUGCUUCCAGUCCCUCUCCAUUCCACCGGAGCAAAACCCUAACUACAGGUGCAAUACAUCUCUGCUCAUAGAUUUUCAUAGCGAGAGUAAUGAUUCUAAACACAGCUAUAUAUUGAUUGAUGUUGGAAAGACAUUCAGAGAGCAAGUUCUUAGAUGGUUUACUUUCCACAAGAUUCCUCAAGUUGAUUCCAUUAUUUUAACACAUGAACAUGCUGAUGCAGUUCUUGGUCUUGAUGAUGUGCGUGCUGUUCAACCGUUUAGUCCUACUAAUGAUAUUGAUCCGACUUCUAUUUACUUAAGUCAGGCUGCCAUGGAUAGUAUUGCCGUGAAAUUUCCAUACCUAAUAAAGAAAAAGUUGAAGGAAGGUCAAGAAAUAAGACGGGUAUCACAGAUAGACUGGAAGAUAAUAGAGGAAGACUGCAAGAGACCAUUUGUUGCUUCAGGAUUAAAAUUUGUGCCUUUGCCAGUGAUGCAUGGGGAAGAUUAUAUUUCCUUGGGUUUUCUUUUUGGUGAAAAAAGUAGAGUAGCUUACAUAUCUGAUGUUUCACGCUUCCCUGAAAGUACAGAGUAUGUAAUUUCAAAAGCUGGUGCUGGGCAACUGGAUCUUCUCAUCUUGGACACUUUGUACAAGACCGGUUCCCAUAAUACUCACUUCUGCUUUCCUCAGACCCUUGAAGCUGUGAAGAGAUUAUGUCCUAAGAGAGCCCUUUUAAUUGGAAUGACACAUGAGUUUGAUCAUCACAAGGACAAUGAUUUCCUAAGAGAAUGGUCCAAUAGGGAAGGAAUACCAGUGCAGCUUGCGCAUGAUGGAAUGAGAGUUCCUAUAGAUUUAUGAUAAGAUGUUAGGAAUGCAUUUCUGCCACCCUUCAAAUCUGAGUAGCAUCGAGGCAAAUAUGAAAUGUGAACUGGUUUUGCCACUCCUAUAUGCAGGUUGAGAUAGGAGCUAUCAGUUGUCGCGCUAUAACAGGAGAAGUAAACGAAGCUGAAAUUAUUUAUAGCUUUAGCAGCUAACUAUGCGACAGCCGAAACUUUUUUUUUUUUGAAAUGGAAACAGAAAGCAUAUAGAAGGGGGAAUCAUAUGAAACUUGUGCUUGCACAAAUUACAACCUUUACUUAAUAUUUACCCCCAUUUUAUAAAAAAUAUUGUGUGCAAA